AUGUCUGACUUUAACCUUGCUAUCUUGGGAUGCGGUGUCAUGGGCACUGCCAUUGCCAACGCCAUUCUUAACUCCGAUAUUCCUAACAAGCCUAAGAAAAUAUACGCUUUGAACAAGGACUUGGAGGCCUUUGGUCCUGUCAAGGAUAAGUUGACACACGAGAAGAUUCAAUUGUGCCAUGAUGUUGAAACAAACAAGAGGGCCAUUGCUGAUUCUACUGUCAUUGUAUUGGGAUGUAAACCAUUCAUGUACAAGCCUAUCUAUGAACAAGUUAAAGAUAGUUUAAACGGUGAACAAUUAUUGAUUUCACUUUUAGCUGGUGUAACUAUUGAAGAGUUGUCCAUCUACACUCCAUAUGUUGCUAGAAUCAUGACCAAUACCCCCGCCCAGUUUGGUGCUGGUACUGCUGGUAUUGCCUUCUCCCCAGAAGCUGAAACAAAGUACUCUGAUUUGGCCAUUGAGUUGAUUGGAACUGUGGGCUUAGCCUUCAGAUUACCUGAAAGUAACAUGGACGCUGCCACUGCCUUAAUUGGAUCCGGUCCGGCGUUUGUCAUGUUGAUGAUGGAAGCCAUGAUCGAUGGUGGGAUCAGAAUGGGAUUGACAUACGAUGUGGCUAGAAUCUCUGCUGCCAAGGUGAUGGAAGGGACUGCUAAGAUGGUCUUGGAAACCGGUGAACACCCGGCAGCUUUGAAGGCCAAGGUGUGUACUCCUGGUGGGACUACUAUUGGAGGUUUAUUGAAGUUGGAAGAUGCUGGUGUUAGGGGGGCCAUUGCUAGAUGCAUUGAAGAGGCUGCUAACAUUUCCAAGUCAUUCUCCAAGAAGUAA
Messenger RNA from Lizanozyma spartinae, 825 nucleotides. RefSeq names its product pyrroline-5-carboxylate reductase (gene PRO3). Lineage: Eukaryota; Fungi; Ascomycota; Pichiomycetes; Serinales; Debaryomycetaceae. The record is from RefSeq and is a predicted model, not a curated record. Gene Ontology annotation, molecular function: pyrroline-5-carboxylate reductase activity. Gene Ontology annotation, biological process: L-proline biosynthetic process. The coding region runs from base 1 to 825 and encodes 274 amino acids. The transcript has a single exon.